This is a messenger RNA of Melitaea cinxia (Glanville fritillary), 1380 nucleotides long. Its product is annotated as sister chromatid cohesion protein DCC1. The transcript is spliced from 5 exons. NCBI's taxonomy places the organism in Eukaryota, Metazoa, Arthropoda, Insecta, Lepidoptera, Nymphalidae. The record is from RefSeq and is a predicted model, not a curated record. Gene Ontology annotation, biological process: maintenance of mitotic sister chromatid cohesion; mitotic sister chromatid cohesion. Bases 1 to 1281 code for a protein of 426 amino acids. Gene Ontology annotation, cellular component: Ctf18 RFC-like complex; nucleus; chromatin.
AUGCAUAAGAGUGAAGAUAGAACUUCGGAAGACGUAAGGAAAGUGAUAAAAAUAGCAAAACUACAUGAGUCCGAAUUAACCGAAAUUUCGCAAGUAUUAAGAUUUUCAGACCCAAGUCAACAUAAUCCAAAUCUAAGACUUAUGCUACUGGAUGAUAUCUUGUUAAAGGAAAUUGAAGAAGGCAAUGAACUUACAUUCAAGGGCGACACAGAUGAAAGUGCCGUUUUAUGUACUAGCAAUAAAACCUAUGAUAUUAAAGAAGCUGAGACUUCGAAUAGUUUACUAUUAGUUCCUGAAUUAUUAUUCGCAGCGUCAACAGGCCUUGAUGAAACGAUCGCAAAUAACUCUGUGGACGGUGACUCAGAUUCCUCCUUUGAAACAUCCAACACCAGUUUGAACAAAUCUACUGAUUCUGAUGAUGGUAGACCGCCAAGAAAUAUCGUGUUUAAAGAUAUUAUAGAUACGUUCUUUACCUAUUACGAAUUGAAACCUUGUAAACCAAAAUUAUCUAAACUUAGAAAACUACUGGAAGGCUCGAAAUAUCGAGGAUUGGAACUUGAAUAUUCUGUGGACAAAACGAAGCUACUAACUUAUGACGCAAUUGCUGAUCAAGUACAAGCGUCUAACGCGGAGUUAAAAGAGGAAUUACUGAAGAUUCAAGCGAUAGAAAUCGACGGUUAUUAUCGCUUAUUGGAAUUCGAUUAUGAAUUCAGAGUUUUAUCAUACAUGUUAGAUUUGAUCGAAGAGAAUUCUUGGCCAUUGAAUAAAAUAUCGAAAGAAAUUACUUUUGAAAGUCUAAAAGACCUCGUCCCUAAAUGUAUCUUGGAAGCAAUGUUUAUGUUUUAUACUGAUAAGUCAGUUGAGGAAGAUGGCGUCCAGUUCUAUAAAUAUAAAGAAGAUAAGGUAUGCAGGUUUCUGGCGCGAGUGCUGUUAAAGAGCGCGGGAAAAUUUAAUUUGGCUGAAUUUUUGCAAGCUUGGAAAGAUUCUGUGCCUGAAGGGAUGACAACAGAUGAAUCAUUGUUAUUGGGAAUCGCUUUGAUAGACAAAACCUGUACCCCUCAAGUGGUUUGGGGAUUUUCGGAGACAGAUUUACCAGAAGACAUUAAUGAGAGAUUCAAAGUCUUGUUCAUAACUAAAGCCAAAUGGACAGUUGCUGAAAUAUCGCCAUAUAUCGAAUUAUACGCUACAGAGAAAUUAAACGUUAAUGCAUUGCUAACGAAGUAUGCGCGCGCAUCCACGCAAGAUGGCGUUAGAGUCUUUUCAGCUAAACAUAUGAAAUGAAAUAUAGUUUUAGAUGUAAAUGAAAACAAACUAUUGUGAUAAUCAAUUUGUCUUUUGAUUUUUACAAUACUUAAACUGAAUACAAGCUUUUGGCGCUGA